GUUCUUGUCCGCCAUAGUUGUUGAAAAAAAUUUUGUAUCUGCGCUUCAUCAGUACGCAAAGAAAGCGUUUUUGCGGCUCGCAGCGGUGGAUCAUUUGUCGAACGAGUAAGCCGCGCAUUUGCAGCGUUAACCAUGGCCGACAAGAUAGACAUGUCCUUGGACGACAUCAUCAAGAUGAACCGCAGCCAAUUCCGCACGACUCGAGGCCGUGGCAGAGGCCGCGGUCGAGGCGCCGGUGGCUUCGCUGGACGCGGGGCGGCACGUGGAUUUGGAGCUGGUGGAGGAGCUGUUCGAAGAGGCACGCUCAGAGGACGCGUCCGUCAACAGCCCUAUGCAAGGAGCUUCACACAAACCAAAGAGCUUCCAGACCGGUGGCAACACGACAUGUACGACGGAGUGGGCGGCCGACGUGCCUUGACUGGCGGCCUCGGAGGUGCUGGCAUGGGCCCCUCCAAGCUGCUCGUCUCCAAUCUGGACUACGGUGUGUCCGACGCUGACAUCAAGGAGUUGUUCGCCGAGUUUGGUCCUCUGAGGAAGGCAGCCGUGCACUACGACCGUUCUGGCCGUUCGCUGGGCACGGCCGAUGUCGUCUUUGAACGACGCACAGAUGCCGUUCGGGCAAUGAAGCAGUACAACGGCGUGCCACUCGAUGGCCGACCCAUGAACAUCCAGCUGGUCACUUCAGCGGUCGGUGCGGCUGCGCUCUCUCCAGCAUCACGACUUGGCUAUGCAGCCACAGGAGGCGGUGGAGCCGCUGCACAGCGUCCUCGUGGAGGUUUCCGGGGCCGUGGCAGGGGCAGAGGCGGGCGAGGUGGCAAUGUCCAACGCAAGGUCCCGACCGCGGAAGAACUGGACGCAGAGCUCGACGCGUACGUCAACAAGAUGGAGUAGUGAGGCACCCUUCCCAGAAGCACAUCCCGAUCCUUGUGUCAAGACGACCAUUGUGUGUGCUUAGUUGAAGAGCAGGACUUUCAUCUUUUUGUUUUGUGGCUCACACAUCGCGCAAGGAGGCUUAUAGCAUUUUUAGAGCAGGCAGCAUGGCGAGUGACUGAAGUGCAGGCCUGCUUUCUAGCUGCACUUGUGUAGUUGCCAUGGAGACAAGCCACCGCCUCUGUAACGCAGAACUGUGCUUUGUUUACUUCUUGUGCUGCCAGCGAUUUAGAUAGCAAUCCAUAACUUCUGGACUCCAGAGACAAAAGGAGACUGUUACAGCUUCAGUUUUUGUUUCGUUUUUUUGUUGAGAAAAACAAAGCUUGCUUCAUUUCAUAACUUCAUGUGCAUCACCUCAUCGCGUCAUUAAUCUGAAGCAGCCAUCAACGGACACUCCUCAUGGUUCAUGUGUGCAGCAUUGCAUGGGGGAAACUAAGCAGUGCACGCACAGUUGUGAAUUUUUACCUUUUCAAGUUCACUCGACCUUUUCUCAUUUCCUCUGUGAGCCUUCAAAGAAUAAACGUUUUUUUUCUGAAGA
Molecule: messenger RNA, 1468 nt
Organism: Rhipicephalus sanguineus (brown dog tick)
Lineage: Eukaryota; Metazoa; Arthropoda; Arachnida; Ixodida; Ixodidae
Product: THO complex subunit 4
Exons: 5
Coding region: 133-891 (252 amino acids)
Biological process (GO): mRNA export from nucleus
Cellular component (GO): nucleus
Molecular function (GO): mRNA binding
Source: RefSeq, a predicted model, not a curated record